This is a messenger RNA of Prunus armeniaca (apricot), 282 nucleotides long. The record is from the annotation of a GenBank genome assembly. NCBI's taxonomy places the organism in Eukaryota, Viridiplantae, Streptophyta, Magnoliopsida, Rosales, Rosaceae.
AUGGAAUUGAUUCGAAUGAGAUCAUCGGAUUGCAAAUCUGAUCAAUUGAUUCUCUCCUCCUUAGGGACGUUCCAGAUUGACAUCACUCUCUUUGAUUGCAUUCCUUGGAUGGAUCUCGCCACAUGUGUGAAAACAUCUGGAGGUUUUGGGCCUACUUCCUUGGGUCGGGCUUGGACGUCCAAGGACUUGGACUUAACAUCUAGUGAGACGUUGUGGGUUAUGGGGUCUCUAAUUUUGAUUGAACAUAAUCCGCCGAUGUUGGGUGACUUGGAAUUCCAAUGA